CAUAAUUUUUCCAAGCCUGUCUUUCUGCACCACAUACGGUGCAAGAAGCUUGCUACUCUCACAAUGGAAGUAUUGGAGAGCCAGGACCUGUCUGAUGGGCAGAUACAACAAAUGCUCAGAGAUGCUGAGCAGAGGAUGAGGGCAUCAGCAGAAGCCAGUGCAAAUACUUUGAUAACCACCAGCGGCAUAUCAUCUCUGCCCGGUCUCGACUCUAGCACCAGUAUCUCAAAUGGGACCGGCUCCGGUUUACCUUCAGUAUACGUUAAGCCAACCAUCUCUGGUGCACAGGUUGAUCCAGAAUUUCUUGUCAGUAAGCAAGAGAGGAAGCUUGCAAAUACACCACGCUGCGUUGAAGAUCCGGUUGCCGCUAAGGUUAAGGCUGCAAAAGAGAAGGCAGCAUCAGCUGGGCCCAAUUGGUACAACCUGCCUAAGACCGUAUUGACGCCGGAACUCAAGCGUGACCUGCAACUGCUACGCUUGCGAUCAGUCCUCGACCCGAAAAGACAUUAUAAGAAGGACAAUGAUAGAAAGAGCGACGUGCCUGAGUUCUCCCAAGUUGGAACAGUCAUUGAAGGACCGACCGAAUUCUUCACUGCCAGGAUGACAAACAAGGAGCGAAAGCGAACCUUCCUAGAAGAUGUUUUGGCAGGCGAACAGAAGACGCAGCGAUUCAAGUCGAGGUAUAGUCAGAUACAGCUUGCCAAGACCAGCGGGAAGAAGGCUCAUUACAAAGCGCUGAGGGCAAAGAGAUCUGGAAAGGUUUCUAAAGGUUGAAGCCUCUUCCCUGAACAAGUCAUCCGUUUAACAGGCAAACCGCAAGCUCCAUCCAAGUGGUACAGGACUUGAUCCGUCUGGUAUCUCCCAUAACUAACAAUCAGAUUAUUGUUUGGGAGACCAGUGACACUGAUGGAGAGCUACCUACCGUAGUCACCUAUGCACUACGCCCUGCGCCAACUGCAGACGCCCGCGCCACGAAGCUGUUGGGUAUGGGCCUGCCAAACAAGAUCUGGCUAGGUAACAUGGUGGUGAUCCAUAUUAUAUGACCGUAGGUUAAAUAGCCACGCGGCAACUGGCACCCCAUUGCGAGCAUGAAUAUAGCGUAAUUAAAUAGAAUACGCCCUCAUGAAUCAAAUAUACA
This is a messenger RNA of Pseudogymnoascus verrucosus, 1138 nucleotides long. RefSeq lists its product as uncharacterized. Gene Ontology annotation, molecular function: RNA binding. Gene Ontology annotation, biological process: RNA processing. The transcript has 3 exons. NCBI's taxonomy places the organism in Eukaryota, Fungi, Ascomycota, Leotiomycetes, Thelebolales, Thelebolaceae. The coding region runs from base 64 to 774 and encodes 236 amino acids. The record is from RefSeq and is a predicted model, not a curated record. Gene Ontology annotation, cellular component: nucleolus.